Molecule: messenger RNA, 2061 nt
Organism: Paramecium pentaurelia
Lineage: Eukaryota; Ciliophora; Oligohymenophorea; Peniculida; Parameciidae
Source: the annotation of a GenBank genome assembly
AUGCUUAUAUCAUUUAAAAAUCGAUUUAAUGAAAAAUUAGAAGAUUUAAAUUAUUCAUAUUGUUAAGUUAAAACAGCAAUUUUUUAUGAAAAUAAUCGGAGUGUAUCAUAAGAGAAAAUAAUUUACAAUUUAUAAUUAGAUUAAAAUAAUAAGGCUUUUGAUUUGAGUUCUCUAUCUUUUAGUUUUGAUCCUUACAAUUAAGAUUAAUAAUUAUUAUAGAUAGGAUUAAAUUGUUAUUUUGAAUAGAGUUAUUAAAAAUUAUAAUAUUUAAUUUAUGCUAAAACUCUUAAAUGUUAAUUGGGAGAAUUCUAUAUUGAUAAAGGUUGUUAAAUUUGCUAAUCAAAUUAAGGAUUUUAUUCUGUAACAUAUAACACUACUAAAUGUUCAAUAUUUGAUAAAUAAAAAUUUGAAAAUAUUUCAUCUAAUUAAAUUAAAUUGUUAUCAGGAUAUUGGAGACCGAAUUAUCUUUCAGAUUAUACAGAAUAUUGCUUUAAAAACCCAACAUUUUGUAUCGGUGGUUGGGAUGUUGGACAUAAUUUAUGUAGUUUGGGUCAUAUAGGAGGAUUAUGCGAAGAGUGUGAUAUUUUCGAUUAAAGAGGGAAAGGAUAAUUUUAUAAAAAUUUAUCAGAUUUUUAAUGUUAAGAAUGCAAUAAAAUUUGGAAAAGUAUGUUAUCUUUUAUAUUUACUUCAAUAUGGUAUUAUUAAAUUAAUUAAUAUUAAGGUCGUUUCUUUCAAUAUUAAUAACUUUAAGAAGUAUUGAUAAAUCAAAUAAAUUGUUCUCACCUCUUAAGAUUGGAUAAAAGUAUAGUAAAAUCAUAUUUAAAUUAAAUUAAGGUAAUUUAAUUAUUAAUAUUAAUAGAUCAUGAAAGUAUUCUUAUCAAAAUGUUACUGAAUUAUCUUUGGAUAUUUUCAGUUAUUUUUAAUUUUAAUUUCAGAUUUUCUAUUUCAUUUAAUUUUAUUGAAUAAACAAGUAACAAAUUUUUUGUUAUGAUUCAUAAUUUGGAUUACUAUCUAUCUUAAAUCUAAAAUAUAGAAUUAAUCUAUUUAAGAUUAAUUUUUAUGUUAAUAUUGAGUAUUAUUCAACUAUUAAUUAUUUGAGCAGGAUUUACCAUUUAGGCAAAGUGCAAAAAAUAAUACUAAAUAGAGGUUUUAUUUCUAAUACCUUAUUAUCUUUAUAUGUGUCUAAUUAUACUGCUUUAAUUAAAUAGUAAUUAAAUACAUUAUAAUUUAGGUUCUGUUCCAUCAUUUCUAAUAGAUAAAUUUCAUAAAUUUCCUAUAUAUAAGGAGAUGUAUCUCUUCUAUAGGGAACUCCUAAUCAUAUAUCUUGGAUUAUUUGUUUGCAAUACCAGGCCUAUGAAUUUUUUGUCUCUUUAUCCCUUUCUCAUUAUUUGUUAUUAUGCACAUAAAUAGAGAAUAAUUGGAUAAAAUAAAACUCAGAAGACAUAUUUGCUAUUUAUAUAAUGAAUAUAAAGUUAUUAUUGGGAAUCAGUUAAACUAUCAAAAAAAAAAUUAUCAUCAUUAUAUUGACAUAAUUUUGAAGGUAAUAUUUUUUUUUAAAGCAUCACUUCUAGGAUUGUGUUUACUGGUAUAUUAAAUGGCAGCAGUAAAACAAAAACCUUAUAUUAUUUCAAAUUUGAAUUUCUUAGAUGUUUAAACAGGGUAAUUUUGUUCUAAUACUAUAUUCCUUGCUGGAGCAAAAUUAUGUAUGUGAGUAGGAAAAUUACUCAAAUUUAUCAUUGGUUCUUUAAAUUUGUAUAGCGCUUCUUUGUAUCAGAUUAUGUUACUCCUUUAAACAUUCUUUAAGUUUAUUUUAAAAAAUAUAAAGUACUUUGUGUCGAAGUAAUGUAUAAAAUUUCUAGAUUUUUAAAAGCAGAUUGUUUUCUUACUGUAUAUUUGAUUAAUCAACUCAAAAAACUAAAUUAAAGAGAAUAACGUCUAAGAAAUAAUUUUACAAAAAUAUGUUGUCAUUUAAUGUCAAUGUCAAAGGCUUAGAUAGGACAAACAAUCAGAUAUCGAUAGACUAUAAUAGAUGUAGAAAUGAACAAAUUGAUAAAUACUUGA